GAAACGUCUAGCAGCUCUAGCAAUUCUAGCUCUAAAAAUUCUAGCAGGCCUAGCUUUGAUAAUGCCAGAGGCCACAUUCCCGAGAUUACUAGUGGUUCCGUCACCAAGAAUGGCAGUGGCCCCAUCACUGAGACCACCAGCUAUAUGACCAAGAAUGCCAGCGGCCCUGUCAUGGAGACUUCUAGUGGCCCCAUCACUGAGACUCACAGUGGCCCUGUCGCUGAGAAUGCCAGCGGCCUCGCCAGUGGUCCCAGCAUGGAAAUGGAAGGCCCCAUCUCCAAAACAGUCAGUGAGAGCAAUGUCAAAACGACGGGCGACCAAGGUGGCGAGAUUCUGGUUGACCAAGGCCCUCCUCCAGCUACGGCUGACGCCAGUGCCCAAGCUGCUGUCCAAACUCCAUCGGAAAACUGCCCAGAAAGGACAGCUAUGAGUAAAAGCAAGAGUAAACCUCCUCAGGAAUUGGAGAACCAGUUUAUAUUGCGUGUGCCUCCGGAAUAUGCUUCUACUGUCAGAAACAUAGCACAUUCUAGAGAUGUUGCCGCGAAGAAUAGACUUAAAAUUGAUCUAUCUUCUGAUCUACGCAGAGCAACUGUUGAAGUGGACAAAACCACACUGCCUGCUAAGCUGGUUGACUUGCCUUGUGUUGUCGGAAGCCUGAAAACUUUUGAUAAAAAGAAUUUUCAUGCAACAGCAGACAUUUCCCAGAUGCUUGUUUGCACUGCUCCUGCUGACGGUCAGCCUCAGUCUUCUCCAGAAGAGCCAACUACUUCUGCCGAUCUUGAUUUAACUGAGAAAAGUGAAAGACGGAAGAAGAAAACCUAUGCUUGGAAACAUGGCAUUACUCCACCACUUAAGAAUGUCAGAAAGAGGAGGUUCCGGAAAAUAACAAAAAAGACUGCUGAUGUAAACCAGUUUGAAGAAAUCAGCUUUACUGAGUACGUUGAUUCUCCAGAAGUGGAAAAGGAAGUGAAGAGACUGCUGUGUUCUGAUGCUGAAGCCGUCAGUGCCCGAUGGGAAGUCAUCUCAGGAGGUGAAACCAAGGAAAUAGAAUGCCAAGGCAGUGUUCCAAGCUUCCAGAUGUCCCUAGGAAUUAGAGGCCACAAGAAGAGCCGUGACUUAUCAGAAUAUAAACUGCUUCCGGAGAUGUUUGAUGAGUCUAGUACUGACACUGAGACUGAGGAGGAAAAACAAGAGGAGGAGGAGGAAAUAACAGUGAUGAAGGUGGUAGACAAAAAGCGUGAAGAGGAGGAGGAGCAGGAAGAAGAUGAUGAUGAUGAAGAUGAAGAGCUGAUAGAGGAUGAGGAGGAGGACAAUGAGUACGAAGAGGCUCUGGAAAGGGAGCUACAAACCAAGUUGCUUGAAUCUGACAUGUAUGAGUCAAAGGAGAUUAUCACAUCCCUAGUCAUGACAAUCCAGAAGCAGAUGAGUUUCUUGGAGAAAAAGCUCUUUGGGAUUCAGUGGAAAAUUCAAAGACAGAAGCGUCUCCUAACGAAGGUGGAAAGCCUGCCACUCAAGACUCAUUUGAACUCUGUGCUGGAGAAGCUUAAGGUAGAAGAGAAACAAAGAAAUGAGCAGCUCAUUUCCCUGAAGGAGAACCUGAGAUAUGUUCUACAGAAGUAAAGGGCAUCAUCAGCCUGGACCCAAAUCUUGGAUUCACCAUCCUGGCUGAAGACUGAAUAAGAUAGUCCAUGAUUCUUUUCUUUUAGUUGCCUUAGUUUGAAUCCAUUGCAUUUGCUUCUCUGAACUUUUUUUC
Molecule: messenger RNA, 1753 nt
Organism: Ochotona princeps (American pika)
Lineage: Eukaryota; Metazoa; Chordata; Mammalia; Lagomorpha; Ochotonidae
Gene: TAF7L
Product: TATA-box binding protein associated factor 7 like
Exons: 13
Coding region: 145-1620 (491 amino acids)
Biological process (GO): transcription initiation at RNA polymerase II promoter; RNA polymerase II preinitiation complex assembly
Cellular component (GO): transcription factor TFIID complex
Molecular function (GO): RNA polymerase II general transcription initiation factor activity
Source: RefSeq, a predicted model, not a curated record